Molecule: messenger RNA, 1257 nt
Organism: Melospiza georgiana
Lineage: Eukaryota; Metazoa; Chordata; Aves; Passeriformes; Passerellidae
Exons: 4
Coding region: 1-705 (234 amino acids)
Source: RefSeq, a predicted model, not a curated record
AUGCCAGUACGUAGGAAUACCAGCAUACUGCAUUACACUGGCUCCCUGCGCUGGAAAUACAACUGCGAACCGCAGGCUGUUGCACGGCAUGGACGCUCGCCUUCUUGCCUGCGUCUCCUUCCCCGUUGUUUCUACUACGGUCUCCUUGCGAGUGCCUCUUUCAAGCGAAUGAGUGAUUUCUUUCUCUUGCCGUGUGCAAUUGCUCCCCCUUCCUUUCCUACCCUCGCUGGCCUCUCUUACACACACUAUGCCUUUCACACGCGGUCUGCGCCCCCCCAGUGCCCCCCUCCUUUCCUUCUCUUUUGCAGUGUCUUCACAUGCAAUCUCCCUCUGAAUGUGCAAUGUCUUUCCUGCUCGGGAGUGCUGCGUCCUUCACAGUGGAUUGGUUCCUCUUUCGGAGCAGAGUGUGGCCAGCAGACCAGGGAAGUGAUUGUCCCCCCGUGGGUGUCACCAGUGAGGCCAGACCUCAGGUACUGCAUCCAGUUCUGGGAUCUUCAGUACAAGAAAGAGCUUGAGGGGCUGGAGCAGUUCUGGAGAGGGGCAAUGGAGCUGGGGAAGGGGCUGGAGGCCAGCAGCAGGACAAGAGGACACACACUCGAGCUGUGCCAGAAGGGAGGCUGGACAUCAGAAAGGGUUGUUAAACACUGGAAUGGACUGCCCAGGAACCUGGUGGAGCCACCCUACAUGGAGGUGUUCAAGAAAUAGCUGGGUGUGACAUUUAGAGCCAUUCUCUAGCUGAAAAGGAGAUGAUCAGUCAAAGGCUGGACUUGAUGAUCUCAGAGGUCUUUUCCAACCUAAAUGAUUCUGUGAUUAUGUUCAAUUACUUAUUCUUAGCUUCAAAAAUGAUUUUGAAACUUUGCAUUCUAAACCCAUAAAAAAAAGCCUUAUUGAAACAUUAUUUCCUCUCUUCUCUUUCCCUGUUGAAACUAAUACCUUCACUAAAAAUUAUUGUUCUAGUCUCUUCAGAUAUAUGCAUUAACAUCUUCAGAAUUCUGCAGUGAAGGUUAUCUGGACUACUGGCUUAUGCUAUUUUGUAGUCUUUGAAUUAAUUUUAUUUCAGAUGUGGAAAUUUUUGUUCUAUGACUUUCCUUGCAUUGAUCACUUUGCUCAUUUCAACAUCACAAUCCUUAUUGGGACCUGAAACCAUGUACACAACUUAUUUGGGUAUCUCUAAGUAAAUAAUUAUAAUUUUACUUAUCUUUGUGUUUUUUGCACAUUCUGCGGAAGUGGAGCCAUGCUUUCUUAGCAAUUUUUGAA